Molecule: messenger RNA, 1896 nt
Organism: Cydia splendana
Lineage: Eukaryota; Metazoa; Arthropoda; Insecta; Lepidoptera; Tortricidae
Product: DNA polymerase beta-like
Exons: 5
Coding region: 6-1001 (331 amino acids)
Biological process (GO): base-excision repair; double-strand break repair via nonhomologous end joining
Molecular function (GO): DNA binding; DNA-directed DNA polymerase activity
Source: RefSeq, a predicted model, not a curated record
CUACAAUGAGUAAACGCAAAAAUCCUUCGGGAACGGACAACUUAAAUGGGGACUUCUGCGAGUUCUUGAUGGAAUUAGCAGAAUUUGAAAAAAAUGUUAGUCGGAACAUACACAAGUACAAUGCCUACAGGAAAGCAGCAAGUGUUCUAGCUUCUCACAGCAAGAGAAUAGAAUCCGGAGAUGAGGCCAAAAAAUUAAACGGAAUUGGUGAAAAAAUUUCAAAGAAAAUUGAUGAAUUUCUACAAACCGGAAAACUGCAGAAGCUUGAAAAUAUCCAUCAUGAUGCGGAAGCUCAAUCCAUCAGUUUACUUACGCGAGUUUCAGGAAUAGGUCCCGUGAAAGCAGCUGACUUAGUUAAGAGCGGAAUUAAAACUAUAGAAGAUCUCAGAACUAACCAGAACAAAUUAAACCAUCAUCAACUAAUAGGUCUAAAAUAUUUUGAAGAUUUUGAAAAGAAGAUACCAAGAUCGGAGAUACAAGAAAUUGAAACAAAAUUGAGAGCCAACAUCUUGCAACUAGAUCCUCAAUUCACCGUGACAAUUUGUGGCAGUUACAGGCGCGGCAAGCAGGAAAGCGGUGAUAUAGACGCGCUCGUGACCCACCCUUCUGUGGUAGCGGACAGUAAGAAGAAGCACAACGAGCAACUGCUUAGGAACACAGUGGAUGCCCUGAGCGGAUUGGUUACUGACACUAUUUCUAUGGGAGACACUAAAUUCAUGGGCGUAUGUCGACUACCCGCAUUACCGGCGCGCCGCUUGGACAUCAGACUAGUCCCACCCGCGCAGUACCACUGCGCCGUGCUGUACUUCACGGGCAGCGACGUGUUCAACAAGCAGAUGCGUGCACACGCACUCGAGAAGGGGUUCACGCUCAACGAGUACUCGCUGAGACCGGUAGGAGUUACAGGUGUGCCUGGAGAACCAGUGCCGGUAUCCUCGGAAGAAGACAUAUUCGAGUACAUUGACUACCCUUACAAGAAACCCGAGGAUCGCAACAUGUAGGCGGGCAUAACACCGUAGCACCCGAAAACCGCUUCAGUGUGUAGCCACCAUAAAGGAGUUAUUACAUCUAUCCUUUUUUACAAAGUUACAAGAUACAAAAGGUGCUCGGCAAAUGGAUGGCAAUAACCCCUUAUAAUGGCGCCAAAAUAAAAGUUUCGUGAAUUGGAUAUAAAAAUAUAAUAUCACAAGGGAAACUAGGACGAGAUAACAUAAUUCAAUUAACAAAGUAAUUGUCUUACAACUAGUUUCGUAUUAAAUUUAUUACAUAAGGAAGUCAUGAGGUCGAAUUUAAUUGACUAAUUAUUAGAUUUUUUAACAAUUUCAGUCAGUUCAUUGCUUUUUACAAUUUAAAAAAGUCUGUAUUAUUUUACUUUUAAUAUCAAAAAACUAUAAUCUCAUUAUCUGCCAAUUAAUUUGUCAUGUGAUUGUUAAAUGAUUAUUUUAUAAAUACGAUAUUUAAGUUAUAAUGGAGCAACAUGAUUCUUGAAUACCUACACUAAAACUAUUGUUUAACAUUACAAGUACAGUAUGCAAGUAAACUUUGGUAAUCACAUAACUGUUUUAUCAUAAAUACUUGAAUUCAUAAGUAAAUAAUUAACCUAAAAGUACAAAUAUUCAUUCAACAUACUCGUAAUAAUAUUAUAUCACACCAUAUCAUAGUAAUCUUUUGCAGACUAGUAAUAUUUUAGCCUUAUUAUGCUUGACUUCAAAUAGUACUGUUUUCAUUUAAAUACAACAUAAAAGUUUUCAUAAUACUUAACGUAAAAGGAAUGCCAUCAUUCAAACUUCAAAGUACAUAUAAAUCAGGCUGAAUUAAUUUAAAAAUAAGUAUGUUUCGUCUUCUAUUGGGUUAAUAUUGUGUCGUUUAUGAAAAUAAAUUGAUUUUGCCACUGAA